AGGCACCCUUUAAAAUUAUGGACAGUCCCGAGGCACCCUUUAAAAUUAUGGACAAUCUUGAGGCACCCCAUUCUAAAGUAGGGUGCCUCAAGACUGUACAUAAUUUUAAAAGGGCACCCCAUUCUUAAAUUAACCUACAGUAGGCAACCUGCCUACAACACUAGUCAAACCAUAUCUUUAAGCAACUGGCUUAGUACACAGGGUCUCAGUCAUGCUGAAAAAAAAGAGCCUUCCCCGUAUUUUGAAGGUUUUAAAGCUCAAAAACUGCCUAAAGUAUCUUUGUAUGCUGUAUCAUGAACAGUACCCUUCACUGGAAACACCUGAACUCUAUAAUUUAGAGGGGUUUCCACAUAAUUUUGGUCAUAUAGUACAGUGUUUCUCAACCUUUUUGCAGUCAAGGCACCCUUUAAAAUUAAGGACAGUCCCGAGGCACCCUUUAAAAUUAUGGACAGUCUUCAAGAACCCCAUUCUAAAAUGG
Messenger RNA from Staurois parvus, 478 nucleotides. The record is from the annotation of a GenBank genome assembly. Lineage: Eukaryota; Metazoa; Chordata; Amphibia; Anura; Ranidae.